This is a messenger RNA of Penicillium crustosum, 387 nucleotides long. RefSeq lists its product as uncharacterized. The record is from RefSeq and is a predicted model, not a curated record. The coding region runs from base 1 to 387 and encodes 128 amino acids. The transcript is spliced from 3 exons. NCBI's taxonomy places the organism in Eukaryota, Fungi, Ascomycota, Eurotiomycetes, Eurotiales, Aspergillaceae.
AUGGAUGCCAGCGGAAGUGAGUAUGAACAACCCUCACUGCCUUCAAGCAUGCGGAAGAGAAAGCGCUCAGUCGAGCAUGAAUCCUUGCGGGCGAGGAAGAAGCGCAAGCCAGCCCUCGAUGACCUCCGCAAGAUGCUGGUUACCUACCAUGGCCUACAGCAAAUGCAACGGGAGUUGAACGGACAGCUCGCCCUGUGCAAACACCAAAUUGCCAAACACAAAUUUGGCAGUGUCUCGGGAAAGCCUCGCUGUCGUCGCGGCCGCAGCCGCGGCCGUCCAUACGUUUUCCUACGCGUACGGUCUCCACUGCAUGAAGUAGUCAGGGUAGAGGAAGAUCUACCCACAUUCUGGGAGCGCGUGGGAGAAUGGUUGUGGGGAUGGUGGUGA